UAAAUAAAGGAGCUUUUCUAGGUCGCCUACUAUCAGAGUCUCCUCCCCCGAAUCAUGAUGAAUCUUCUGUGAGCCUCAUUGUGCAGCAGGUAGCUGAGUGAAUGCAGCAAACACACACUUUCGCUCUUCAGUGAUGAAUGACAGCUCUCCAACAUCUGAGAACAUCAUGUUUCACCAGCUGACUGCAGAUGUUCUGAACGGUAGCUGUGACUAUACCUUGCCCACGUGUAACAAUAACACAGGUGAAGCGGCAUUGCAGCUGCCCACCUUUUCCGUGGCAGCAAAAGUGAGGGUGAUAAUUACCUUCACUCUUUGCGCAGUGUCAGCUGUGUGCAACCUCUCUGUGUUGUGGGCUGCCAGCACCAACAACAAGCGCAAAUCCCAUGUAAGAAUUUUAAUCAUAAACCUCACCGUUGCCGACUUGCUGGUGACUUUCAUCGUGAUGCCAGUGGAUGCGGCUUGGAACAUCACAGUUCAGUGGUUGGCGGGGGAUCUGGCUUGCAGAUUGCUAAUGUUUCUGAAGCUUGUGGCAAUGUACUCCUGCGCCUUCGUGACUGUGGUCAUAAGCCUGGACAGGCAGUCGGCCAUUCUCAACCCUCUGGCCAUCAAUAAGGCUAAGAAGAAGAACAAAAUAAUGCUGAGCGUGGCCUGGGUGAUGAGUGUUGUUCUCUCUGUCCCUCAGAUGUUCUUGUUUCACAACGUGACUAUCACGGUGCCGGCCAAUUUCACUCAGUGCACCACCCGAGGGAGCUUUGUCAAACACUGGCAGGAGACCAUCUACAAUAUGUUUACUUUCACUUGCCUCUUCCUAAUACCUCUGGCCAUCAUGAUCUGCUGCUACACAAGGAUUUUGGUGGAGAUCUCUGGAAGGAUGACCAAAGGAAACAUAUCUUCAAAGGAGGUCCACUUACGGCGUUUCAACAGCAACAUCCCGAAGGCCCGUAUGAGGACUUUGAAGAUGAGCAUAGUCAUAGUAACGUCUUUCAUAGUUUGCUGGACGCCAUACUACUUGCUGGGUCUCUGGUACUGGUUCCUUCCUGAGGAUUUAGAAGAGACUGUUUCUCACUCACUGACUCACAUGCUGUUUAUUUUCGGACUCUUCAAUGCAAUUCUGGAUCCCAUCACUUAUGGCCUCUUCACCAUCCAUUUCCGCAAAGGACUGAAGCACUACUGUCACAACGUGGUCGUACACACAGAGUCAGAGAAUAAUUCUAUCAUGACGGGCUCAUUGAAAUGCUCACCAUCCCCGUUUCGCAUGAAAAGAGUGACCCAGACGAGUCCAGGAGCCGAUCCGGAGCAGAAUACGGUGGGUGGGGAAGAUACGAAGGCAGCUGACAGUGAAAACAAGGAAUAGUGGCAACCCUACUGAUCCAGCCUUGAAAGUAUCAUUUGAUUAAAGAUAUGGAUGUGACAAGGUAGGCCUUGUACUGGCUGUCUAGCUGCUCACAAGAACAGUAAGACGACAACAAACUCCUGCCUGUUCUCCUCAAAUUGAGCCCAAGUGUGUCGCAUCUUUUAAUUAAUUCACUGAUGAGCUGCCUCAGUUACUCAGUUAUAUUAAAUACCCAUCUAUUUUCCUGAUACAGGCAAUUAAGUUUUCUAAUCAUUUGCUCUUUACUAAAUAUGCCAAUCACUUGGUUGUUUUUUCUUUUCUUUUUUUCUGCAGAUUAAUUAGACCAUUUCUACUUGUGGCUUUUGUUUAAAAUGUCA
Messenger RNA from Carassius gibelio (silver crucian carp), 1710 nucleotides. RefSeq names its product putative gonadotropin-releasing hormone II receptor. The record is from RefSeq and is a predicted model, not a curated record. Gene Ontology annotation, biological process: G protein-coupled receptor signaling pathway. Gene Ontology annotation, cellular component: membrane. Gene Ontology annotation, molecular function: gonadotropin-releasing hormone receptor activity; peptide binding. Bases 134 to 1354 code for a protein of 406 amino acids. Lineage: Eukaryota; Metazoa; Chordata; Actinopteri; Cypriniformes; Cyprinidae. The transcript is spliced from 3 exons.